AUGGCCUGGACUUCUGUCCUGAUCAUGCUGCUGGCCCACCUCACAGGUGGUGGCCCUCAGCCAGUGUUGCAUCAACCUCCAUCUGCCUCUUCCUCACUUGGAACCACCAUCCGUCUCACCUGCGCCCUGAGCAGCAACCAUAACAUGGACAUUUACAGCAUUUACUGGUUCCAGAUGAGGCCAGGUCACCCUCCCAGGUUCCUGCUGGGACAUUUCUCACACUCAGACAAGCUCCUGGGUCCUAAGAUACCCGCUCGCUUCUCCGGAUCCAUAGACGUGGCCAGGAACCUGGUGUACCUGAGCAUCUCUGAACUGCAGCCUGAGGAUGAGGCUGUGUAUUAUUGCGCCAUGGGCCGGAGCCAGGAAAGGGAGAAGUGGAUGGAGAGGGAGAGACAAGGAGAAAGAAAAGUAGUUCCAGAUUCGGGAUCCCAGGCUCUAGAGACAUUCAGACCCUGA
Microtus ochrogaster (prairie vole) is the source of this 456-nucleotide messenger RNA. RefSeq names its product immunoglobulin omega chain-like. The record is from RefSeq and is a predicted model, not a curated record. Lineage: Eukaryota; Metazoa; Chordata; Mammalia; Rodentia; Cricetidae. The coding region runs from base 1 to 456 and encodes 151 amino acids. The transcript is spliced from 2 exons.